AUGGCGGCGAGGAUAGUGGCGGCUUUGGCUUGUACGGUGGUGAUACUACGGCUGAGUGAAGCGGCGGUGUACAAAGUCGGCGACUCAGCAGGCUGGACAACCAUAGCCAACGUAGACUACAAGCUAUGGGCAUCUACCAAAACUUUCCACAUUGGUGAUACAGUCAUGUUUGAAUACAACCCACAAUUCCACAACGUGAUGAGAGUCACGCACCCGAUGUACAGAAGCUGCAACACCUCAAAGCCAAUCUCCACAUUCACCACCGGUAACGACUCUAUCACACUCACCAACUACGGUCACCACUUCUUCUUCUGCGGGGUUCCCGGCCACUGCCUCGCCGGUCAGAAGCUCGACCUCAACGUCCUUCGCCCUGCCUCCUCCACGCCGCUCUCUGAUGCACCAACCUCUUCACCUUCUCCGUCAACUACUACUAUUCCUUCAGCCGGAGUCCCUGGUCCUUCUCCGAGCCACGCCGCUUCCCUCCCAAGUGCAGCGGCCACCGUGGUGGCUCUCCUUGUCUCUUUGGUCUUUGCCAAUUUUGCUUCUUAA
This is a messenger RNA of Arabis nemorensis, 549 nucleotides long. The record is from the annotation of a GenBank genome assembly. Lineage: Eukaryota; Viridiplantae; Streptophyta; Magnoliopsida; Brassicales; Brassicaceae.